AUGGAAAAGAGAAACAUCGCCAAGGAAGAAAGUGGAAAGCAGUAUAAUCUUGCAGUCUCUUCUUUUUCACUCUUACAUAUUCAAGCCUAGCAUUUAGAUUUCUAUAGAGGCCCAUUACUAACAUCUGCACAAAGGCUGAGAAAUCAUGGGUAUUGGGUUUGGUGGUACCAUUUCACAUUGUACUACUGCUACAAGUUACUUGAUCCUCUCCCUAACCUCCCUCUCAAAGCUUAUAUUUGUCUAUUUCAUCAGAUUUUAAUCUAACACAAAUUUCCCCAAAUAUUUUAACUUGUGAUGGACAUCCCAGUUAAACAAACAUUGAACCGGCCAAUUUU
This is a messenger RNA of Arabidopsis lyrata subsp. lyrata, 335 nucleotides long. RefSeq lists its product as uncharacterized. Lineage: Eukaryota; Viridiplantae; Streptophyta; Magnoliopsida; Brassicales; Brassicaceae. The record is from RefSeq and is a predicted model, not a curated record. The coding region runs from base 1 to 90 and encodes 29 amino acids. The transcript is spliced from 2 exons.